Molecule: messenger RNA, 716 nt
Organism: Periophthalmus magnuspinnatus
Lineage: Eukaryota; Metazoa; Chordata; Actinopteri; Gobiiformes; Gobiidae
Product: saxitoxin and tetrodotoxin-binding protein 1-like
Exons: 6
Coding region: 3-662 (219 amino acids)
Source: RefSeq, a predicted model, not a curated record
AGAUGAAGUCCAUUCUCGGAGUCCUCGGUCUGGUCCUGGUCCUGGUGGGGACCCAGGCCCAACACCUGUCCUGCAACCCCAAGACUCUAGGCCCAGAAGAUCUGCACCAGGCGGAGGGUGACUGGGUCUUAGUCUGGUUGGUCCAUGAUAAGACCAAACGUCCUGAGGUGGACCCGCUGCCGAAUUUUACCAGCUCUCAUGUGGAGAUCCGACUCUGGUCCAACCACAGCCUGAAAUUCCACGAGCGCAAUGUCUACGCAGGUGGGAAAUGUGCCAUGUACACCCUGAAUAUGACCCUGCCUCACAAUGGCCACCGCCUGCAAGUGGAGGGAGGGGAGGAGCACAAAGACGGAGAGGUGAAGCCGUACAAUGACACGGCUGAAGCAGAAUUCCUCCACAGUUCAGAAAACACCAUGAAAUUCCUCUAUCACAGCAACAGCCACGGGACCUUCCUGCUCAUCUACAUGAAAGAGGGACACCACAGAGAUGUGGAGGUUCUGCAGAAGCAUCAGGAGGAGCACAGGAAACUGGCCCAGUGCCUGAACCUGAGCGGGGACAACUAUGAGGAGUGGAGCUACGAUGGGACGGCUGAUUUCUGCCACAGGACGUCUGCUCCAGAAGAGAAGAAGGAGGAGGAGAAGGAGAAAACGGAGGCGUCCUGAACCAAAAUCACCCCAAAAAAAUUUAAUGUUGAGUGAAUAAAUGUCUCUGAGCUG